ACGCGCGUGGAUGCGGUUUCGCCAUAAAACACUCUCUAGCCGAUAGAAGAAUUUUGCAGAGAAGCGAGAGUCAAUGAAGGUCCAACGGUCAACCUUUUUCGCGGUGACCGGAAAAUCAAAUCUUCGUCACUUUCAUUCGUCUUCUCAGAGAGUACCCAUUUCUUCUGAGAACGAGUCACGAAACUUUGUGUCCAAAUUGCUCGAUAGGAAAUGGGGAUUACUGAGUCCUGCAUCUCCAAUUCAGCAGAUUAGUGUUUCUUCUUCUGCUAAAAGAAUCGAAAAAUUCUCCUUUUCCAACAACACUCGUCCGCAUCUCGGAGAUGAGAUGUUAAAGAGAGAGAAAGAAGAAUCUUCUUUUUACAUUCUGAGAGAUGAUCUUUUACAUCCUCUUGUGAAUGGUAACAAAGCUAGAAAGCUUGAUGCUUUGCUACCACUUCUUGAGGAUUAUAAAGUCACUGAUUUGGUUACAUGUGGAGGUUGUCAAAGUGCACACACAGCUGCAGUUGCUGUUUCGUGUGCCGAGAGAGGUCUAAGAUCACAUUUGCUACUGCGUGGAGAACAGCCUGAAGUUUUGACUGGCUAUAACCUUGUUUGUACUAUGUAUGGAAAUGUCCAGUAUAUUCCAAGAUCGAGGUAUGCCAAUAGAGAAGAUAUGCUGAGAACUUACGCUGAUCUGGUCGCUGGGGAAGACGGUUCUGUCUUAUGGGCUAAAGACAUUGUAGAGGGACUUGAGACUAUGGAUGUUGCAACAAUGGAUGAUUCUUUUAGUUCCAAAACUUCUGGUAGAAAGGUUUUGAUAGUCAAUGAAGGUGCCGGAGAUGCUCUUGCAUUACUUGGUAUGUUUCGGUUAGUGCAGUACUUGUCUCAAGAUCAUAUACUCGGGAAGAAGAGGCCGGUCAAAUUUGUAGUUGAUGCUGGAACUGGAACAACUACUGUGGGCUUAGGAGUUGCAGCUUUGUCUUUAGGGCUUCCAUGGGAGAUCAAUGCGGUGAUGUUAGCUGAUACACUCGAAAAUUACAAAAGACAUGAAGAUCGCUUGAUAGCAGAAUUUACGAGGCAGUUUCCUGCAUCGGUCUUCUGCAGCUUGGAUAUGAAUCAUAUGAUCAAAUGGAUACAUCGUCAACAUCCGAGAAAAUUUGGGAAGGUCUUGGAAGGAGAAGUGGAGAUGUGUCGGAAAAUUGCACAGGAGACGGGAGUUUUGGUGGAUCCAAUGUAUACUUUAGCUGCUUGGGAGACAUCAACAGAGCUUGCGCAGAACGAGAAAUCCAGCAUUGUGGUUAUGCUUCACACUGGAGGCACCCUGGGGAUGUUUGGUCUUGCUCAACGAUACAAAUCUUGUUUCACUAAGUUGAACGACUAGGAUAUAGUUUCUCAGACUUAGAGCCGGAGAUCUAAAGAUAGUGACUUUAUAUCUUCAAUUAUUUCACACUACUAUUUAUUUUAGCAAUGCAAAUAUACGGCCAA
Molecule: messenger RNA, 1464 nt
Organism: Capsella rubella
Lineage: Eukaryota; Viridiplantae; Streptophyta; Magnoliopsida; Brassicales; Brassicaceae
Product: D-cysteine desulfhydrase 2, mitochondrial
Exons: 7
Coding region: 74-1360 (428 amino acids)
Molecular function (GO): D-cysteine desulfhydrase activity
Source: RefSeq, a predicted model, not a curated record